CUGGGGACGGAAGUGACGUCAUCUGCAGGUUCCUGUCCGCAGAGCAGCAGCAGCUCAUCUGAUGUUGCGUUAUUAUUCCGUUUAAUCGCUAAAUCUCAAUCAAUCCGAUCGUUUACCGCAUUAGACGAGCGUUAUUCGUCCUUCUCGUCUGAUUAACGGCUGAUCGAAGCGCGUGGAACGGUGAGGCGAUCAUCGACAUCAAACACUGCGACAUUACUGCAGUAAUAACUCAUUAAUCUGCAGACAGUGACUCAUCCGGUACUCUAGCGUUUCAGGAGCAGACGCCGAUUGUACAUAUUAAUUUGUAUGCAAAUGUUAGCUGGACUGAGGCGGAGCUCAUGACGUCACCGGGCGCGCAGGGGGGCGGGGCUCUGGCCACGAGGGGCGGAGCCGCGAUCAAGAGGAUGAAGUGGUCUCUGGAGCUGAGCCUGGGCAACAGCAGCAGGAACCGCGGCGACCGGCAGAGUAAGGACGGAGACGUCAUGUAUCCAGUGGGCUACUCGGAUAAACCGGUCCCGGACACCAGCGUGCAGGAGGCUGACCGCAAUCUGGUGGAGAAGAGGUGCUGGGAUGUGGCGCUGGGUCCGCUGAAGCAGAUUCCCAUGAACCUCUUCAUCAUGUACAUGUCUGGAAACACCAUCUCCAUCUUCCCCAUCAUGAUGGUGUGUAUGAUGGCCUGGAGACCCAUCCAAGCGCUCAUGUCCAUGUCAGCCACGUUUAAGCUGUUGGAGAGCUCCAGUCAGCAGUGGCUCCAGGGUCUGGUGUAUCUGAUCGGGAAUCUGCUGGGAUCCGCGCUGGCCAUCUACAAGUGUCAAUCAAUGGGGCUCCUCCCAACGCACUCGUCUGAUUGGCUGGCCUUCAUAGAGCCGCCUCAGAGGCUGGAGAUCAUGGGUGGAGGGAUGGUCAUGUGACACACACACACACACACACACACACACACACUCACACACACACUCACACUCACACACUGUGUAUUUAACAAGAACAUUUUAACCCCACAUAUUCUGACAAUUAAGUUAUACUGAUGAUUUGUGUUUUGAUCUGUUCUGUGAUUUGCUUCAAAUUAAUAAAGUUCGUUUAACAUUUUGCUGCUUUGAA
Molecule: messenger RNA, 1098 nt
Organism: Onychostoma macrolepis
Lineage: Eukaryota; Metazoa; Chordata; Actinopteri; Cypriniformes; Cyprinidae
Gene: emc4
Product: ER membrane protein complex subunit 4
Exons: 6
Coding region: 339-911 (190 amino acids)
Biological process (GO): protein folding in endoplasmic reticulum
Cellular component (GO): EMC complex
Source: RefSeq, a predicted model, not a curated record